AUGCCUUUCCUGGGGAAAGAAACUGCCCUAUACUGGCGAGGGUCGUCGACGGGCGGCCAAGCAACUCGAUUGAACUGGAGACAUGGACAUAGGGAGCGAUUUGUUAGCUUCACUCAGUCGCUUCAGAAUGCGGCCCAGGUGCUUGGUGCAAGCUCCUUCUUGGGGUUGAAAACUGACAAGUUAAACAAGGAGCAGAUCAAGCUAUUCCAGGAGGUAUUCGACGUUCAUAUGGGAGCUUACAUACAGUGUGUCGACGAGGCUUGCAGCGAAAUGGAGCGAGUCCUAGGCCCUGCAGAUCGUGAGCCAGAAGAUACGACUUCGAACUAUCGAUAUCUCUUCGACAUUGACGGAAACAGCAUGAGCACGAGGUUCUACCGUCUGCUGUCUAGGCAGGCGGUAGUCUUGAAGCAAACUUGGUUUCAAGAAUGGCAUGAUGACCGCCUUAUCCCUUGGGCCCACUAUAUUCCCGUCACCAUGACCAUGGAAGAGCUUCCCGCCUUGAUUGAUUUCCUCGUCAAUGAUCCGGAGGGGGAGGCUUUAUCUGCCGAGAUUGCUCUUGCUGGGUCUGCCCGGUCACGAGAAGUUCUACGAGAGAUCGAUAUGUCUAUUUAUAUCUACCGAUUGCUACUGGAAAUGGCGGAAUUGUAUGACCCGAAAAACGCUACCGAUAGUGUCUGA
Molecule: messenger RNA, 678 nt
Organism: Hirsutella rhossiliensis
Lineage: Eukaryota; Fungi; Ascomycota; Sordariomycetes; Hypocreales; Ophiocordycipitaceae
Product: glycosyl transferase family 90 domain-containing protein
Exons: 1
Coding region: 1-678 (225 amino acids)
Source: RefSeq, a predicted model, not a curated record